Anopheles marshallii is the source of this 1131-nucleotide messenger RNA. It is a transcript of the gene Arp1, whose product is annotated as actin-related protein 1. The record is from RefSeq and is a predicted model, not a curated record. The transcript is spliced from 4 exons. NCBI's taxonomy places the organism in Eukaryota, Metazoa, Arthropoda, Insecta, Diptera, Culicidae. Bases 1 to 1131 code for a protein of 376 amino acids.
AUGGAGCCUUAUGAUGUGAUAGUGAAUCAACCGGUCGUCAUCGACAACGGUUCGGGAAUGAUUAAGGCCGGUUUCGCUGGCGAUCACAUACCAAAGUGUCGUUUUCCCAACUAUAUGGGUCGGCCCAAGCAUGUGCGCGUGAUGGCCGGUGCAUUGGAAGGGGACAUGUUCGUGGGACCAAAGGCGGAAGACUAUCGAGGGCUGCUAAGCAUCCGCUACCCGAUGGAGCACGGUAUCGUAACGGACUGGAACGAUAUGGAAAAGAUCUGGACGUACAUCUACAGCAAGGAUGAGUUAUCAACCUUUGCCGAAGAGCACCCGGUCCUGCUUACCGAGGCACCACUGAAUCCUCGCAAGAACCGAGAAAAGGCGGCCGAAAUUUUUUUCGAAACGUUCAACGUGCCCGCACUGUUUGUGUCGAUGCAAGCCGUGCUGAGCCUCUACGCGACUGGGCGCGUCACCGGUGUGGUGCUGGACUCGGGUGACGGUGUAACACAUGCUGUACCCAUAUUCGAAGGUUUCGCUAUGCCGCACAGCAUCAUGCGCGUAGACAUUGCGGGACGGGAUGUGACCCGUUACCUGAAGACGCUUAUUCGCAAGGAAGGCUUCAGCUUCCGAACGACGGCCGAGUUCGAGAUAGUGCGCUCGAUCAAGGAAAAGGUAUGCUCGUUAGCGACGAAUCCGCUUAAAGAGGAGACGGUCGAUACGGAGAAAACCAAGUACGUGCUGCCGGACGGAAAUGUGCUCGAGAUUGGACCGGCGUGUUAUCGGGCACCGGAGGUACUGUUCCGCCCUCAUAUGCUUGGGGAGGAGUGCGAGGGUAUACAUGAGGUUCUAAUAUACUCGAUUCAAAAGUCCGACAUGGAUCUGCGAAAGAUGCUGUAUCAGAACAUUGUGUUAUCGGGCGGAUCGACAUUGUUCAAAGGUUUUGGCGAUCGAUUGCUAUCCGAGAUAAGGAAACACGUGGCAAAGGAUAUGAAAAUAAGGAUCGCUGCCCCGCAAGAACGUAUCUACUCGACCUGGAUGGGUGGAUCAAUUCUGGCCUCUCUCGACACAUUCAAGAAGAUGUGGGUCUCGAAACGGGAAUUCGACGAAGAUGGCCAGAGGGCGAUUCAUCGGAAAACAUUUUAA